UGGGAAUCGUGAUAUCAUGAGUAAAUUCUGCAUUAGAAAGGGCUUACUCGUAUCGUUUUCGUCACAACUUAACUCGGCAGCAAACAAGCUAACAUCCCUUUCUAGAUAUACGCUUUCUGGUUUAGUCAUGAGCGGGUAUGAAACUGAUGAUUAUGUUUUUAAUACGUGCGAGACUGUCAGAGGUCCAAAAUAGUUUGGGUAGAUACGUAGCCGCGAUCUUCCGCAAGCCACCAAAUGGAAGUAUGUUCGCAGCCUUUCCAAGUAUGACAUGUCAGUUGAUAAAUCUCAGUUUCCUAACUUUUUUCCCCUUAUUCACAUCAGAAUUUGAAGUUCACGGGGCUUGUUUGGUUCGCAAUGAACUGAAGCAGAAAGACUUCUGGGGGUCUCCUCGACGCUUUUAUAGAGAUCUGCGAAUCGUGACUUCUUCGGGAGGCGUUUUGGAUAUCGAGCGCCAUGGCACAAAUGGUAUUUCGCUUAUAACUUUGUCAUUGAUGUUUGUUACGAGAAAAAAAUAUUUAAAACUCAGGCACAUGAUUUCUCCCCUUUUAAGAUUACAGGAUGAAAACAACGGGAUAUAAGUUGACUGGAGUCAAGACGGUGCACGUUUGA
Pocillopora meandrina is the source of this 609-nucleotide messenger RNA. The record is from the annotation of a GenBank genome assembly. NCBI's taxonomy places the organism in Eukaryota, Metazoa, Cnidaria, Anthozoa, Scleractinia, Pocilloporidae.